Messenger RNA from Moneuplotes crassus, 1483 nucleotides. The record is from the annotation of a GenBank genome assembly. Lineage: Eukaryota; Ciliophora; Spirotrichea; Euplotida; Euplotidae.
CCUUGGAGCAUAAUUUGUAUUAAAUUUAGCAUUCUAAAAUCAACUAUAGAGUCUAAAAAGGUCUAUUUCAAGGAUAUUUUUGAGUACCAGUCUUUCAAGGAGUCACUUUUGAAAAAUAACUUUAACUUAUCUUGCUUGAAAACUUGAAAUCUGAGAAAUAUGAAAGUCACAGACAAUAAGCCAAGUAGGAGGAUGACUAAAGUUAGUUUCCAUCCAGAUUUUGCCCCUCGAAGUACGAUUUCAAGUGGGAAGCAUAAUAAAAUAUCUUGUAUGCAAGGCAGCUUUAAUCAAAGGAGUUCCAGGCAGAUUGCUGUAAACCCUUUCAGGCGUAAUUCAAUUCAUUCGAGUCGGUUGAGGUUCAAUGAUGACCAGAUGCAGAAGAAGAUAAAUAUGUACAUAAACCCGUACAACAAGAGCAUAGUGGCUCAUGAGCAUGUUGACUUCGAUGCAGAAAAUCGCACUGAAGAGAUGGUGACCAGCUGUGAGCAGGCCGAGACGAAUUGGGGAAAAAUCAAGAAUUUCAUCCUCCAAAGUGACUCAAAGCACUUUAAGGAAAACUGUAAACUGAUUAAAGGCGAGCUCUGAAAUAAGAAGAGUUUCAAAAUUUCCAAGGUUAAAUCUAAGCGAAAGAAGAAUAACUGACAAAAUCCAAAUUUCUCUAGCAUCGUGAAGAACAUACUUGGGAAGAAGAACCCUAUAGCGUUGAUAAAAAAGUCGAGUACAAAGCUUCCUGCCAAGAAAGCUAAUAAUUGCAGAUUAACUGUUGCAAGUCUAGAGCCACAAGUUGCGACUCCCAAAAUGAUGAAAACAAUAUCUAUGAGGCCUAGUCAAGGACCUACUCCGGACAAAAAUGAGCCUAAGAAUGCUGAUAUAGACUGGAUAUUCACUCCAGUAGUAACUAAGCAUAUACCUCGCAAAAGAAAUAAAAUUGACAGCAAGUUUAUACUCAAGAACUACUAUGGCAAAUAAAGCGUCUUUCAAAGUAAAUAGCUUGAUCGGGAAGCCUUCCAGUCAGGACACAGUCGAUGAGGAAGACACACAGUUGAUGAACAAGACUCUGCAGAAGUCAGACAUCUCGCUUGAUGACUUUUUCACUACUCUUGAUGACAAUGGUGAGAAGAAAGAAAAAGCAAAGAUAAAGAUCCCCUCAUCGAGGCCAAACGAAAAGCCGGCACGGAAAUCAGUAGAUGCACCAGUUAAGUCCAGGAAUAUAUUCACAUCUCAUGAUGCAACCAAACGGAGAAGGAUAAAUGCCAAUAUUAAGGGCAGAUCUAACUCCUUGAUUGAAGAUUACCUCAAGACUACAUCUUUCUACAAUUGUGACAGAAUCCCAAGGAAGAAGGUCCUAGAUCAUUCUUAUCAGAACAGGAAGAUACUACCAAAGACCUCACAGUUUGGUCGUAACCAUAAAAGAUCAAUGUAUCGAAGCCUGGAUUAUUAAUUUAUUCGAUUUUAAGUUAAUAUGCUAAGAUAAAUUCUGGAA